Molecule: messenger RNA, 1122 nt
Organism: Odobenus rosmarus divergens (Pacific walrus)
Lineage: Eukaryota; Metazoa; Chordata; Mammalia; Carnivora; Odobenidae
Gene: FBLIM1
Product: filamin binding LIM protein 1
Exons: 7
Coding region: 1-1113 (370 amino acids)
Biological process (GO): cell-cell adhesion
Cellular component (GO): focal adhesion; stress fiber
Molecular function (GO): filamin binding
Source: RefSeq, a predicted model, not a curated record
AUGGCCUCGAAGCCGGGGAAGAGGGUCGCCUCGUCUGUCUUUAUCACGCUGGCCCCCCCGCGGCGAAACAUGGCAGUGGCUGAGGAAGUGAAGCGGGCGGCUUGUGAGGCCCGGCCUGGCCGCCCCUGGGGGCCCCCUGCUGCCGUGAAGGCCCCCGGGGCUGGCUCGGCAGGGAGGCCCAGCCCUUGGACACCCCCUGCCAGGGCGGCAGCCACCGUGCCAGCCGUACCACCUCAGCUCUCCAACGGAGGAUGUUCUCCCCCUCCUCCUACUUUGGAUGGCGAGGACACACUCCCCGACCUGGACCUCCUCCCACCUCCACCACCCUCCCCUGAUGAGGAGCCCCCUGCCUCGAUGGGAGCAUCACUCAUUUCAGACUUAGAGCACCUGCCCCCGCCCCCACCCCCACCCCAGUCCCUGGUGGAGGGGCCUCCACUCCAGCCCCGGCCUGGUUUUGCCGGGCCCGCAGGAGAGGAGCUUCUGCCUCCCCCAGAAGAACCUGUUGGCCUCCACGAGAAAGCGGCAUCCACAGACGUCUGUGCCUUCUGCCACAAGACCGUGUCACCCCGAGAGCUGGCCGUGGAGGCCAUGAAGAGGCAGUACCACGCCCAGUGCUUCACGUGCCGCACCUGCCGCUGCCAGCUAGCUGGGCAGAGCUACUACCAGAAGGACGGGCGGCCCUUCUGUGAGUCCUGCUACCAGGACACCCUGGAGAAGUGUGGCAAGUGUGGCGAGGUGGUCCGGGAGCACAUCAUCAGGGCCCUGGGCCGGGCCUUCCACCCCGCCUGCUUCACGUGCGUCACCUGUGCCCGGUGCAUCGGGGAUGAGAGCUUUGCCCUGGACAGCCAGGACGAAGUGUACUGCCUGGACGACUUCUAUAGGAAAUUCGCCCCGGUGUGCAGCAUCUGUGAGAACCCCAUCAUCCCUCGAGACGGGAAGGAUGCCUUCAAAAUUGAGUGCAUGGGAAGGAACUUCCAUGAAAACUGCUACAGGUGUGAGGACUGCAGGAUCCUCCUGUCUGUGGAGCCCACGGACCAAGGCUGCUACCCACUGAACAACCGCCUCUUCUGUAAGCCGUGCCACGUGAAGCGGAGCGCCGCAGGGUGCUGCUGAGGGCGCCCA